UGCAUCCUUUUUCGCUCCGCCAUUUUCCUUAGCUGGCGUCACAGGGAGGGGAAGCGUAGAAAUCCAGUAUAUGUGCUUUUAAAGUGACUUUUGGAAGCGCAAGAAUCGUAAAUAUCAAGUUUGCUAGUUCAGUUUAAAUUUUCAAAGCACUCAUUUGCGUAAGAAAAUGUCUAACGAGCAGGCAGAAGUUACUACAGAGAAAGCAGGCCAGCAGCAGCAGCAGUCGACGCCGCCGCCGCCGCAGCAGCCAGCUCCGCAGCAGGGUGAAAUUAAUGGAAAAGCCAAGAAUGAAUCCAAUGCCAGCAGGAAGGAGAGGCCCCAGAAGAGAGGAGGAGGUGGCCGCUAUGAGCCCUAUGGAAAUGCAAACAAAAGAUACCGUGUUUUUGUCAGCAACAUCCCAUAUGAUGUGAAAUGGCAAGCACUCAAAGACCUGAUGAAAGAAAAAGUGGGUGAGGUAACGUACGUGGAACACUUAAUGGACGCAGAAGGCAAAUCGAGGGGUUGUGCUGUCGUUGAGUUUAGGACUGAGGAACUAAUGAAGAAAGCAGUGGAGAAGGUCAACAAGCACAACCUCAAUGGACGACCCCUAAAAGUAAAAGAGGACCCUGAUGGUGUGAUUUGCCAGAGGGAAAUGAACAAGGGUCAAGGCGGAGGUCCUCCAGGAGGCCAUGGCGGAAUGGGAGGCAUGGGGGGAAUGGGAGGAAUGGGAGGCAUGGGGGGAAUGGAUCGUAUGGGUCCCGGACCAAAUGGCCCCAUGGUCAACAUUCCUCCUAGCCUUUUGAACAACCCAAACAUCCCCAACGAGAUAAUCCAUGGUCUCCAGGCUGGCAGAAUUGGCAGCACUGUCUUUGUGGCUAAUCUUGACUACAAAGUGGGCUGGAAGAAGCUGAAAGAGGUGUUCAGCAUGGCAGGCAUGGUGGUGAGGGCUGACAUUCUGGAGGACAAGGAUGGGAAAAGCCGGGGCAUGGGCACAGUAACAUUUGAUCUGCCCAUUGAAGCAGUCCAAGCUGUCUCCAUGUUCAACGGGCAGCUCCUGUUCAACAGAACCAUGCACGUCAAACUGGAUGAGAAGUCUCUCCCUAAAGAUUUUGGACCACCAGACAGAGCAGCUGCUCUUCCCCGUGGCCUGAGUGGUAUUGGUUUAGGCCUGGGACCAGGUGGCCAGCCUAUUGAUGCAGCCCAACUCAACAGAGGAGGUGGUGCAGGGAUGGGCAACAUGGGCCCUGGAGGUAUGGAAGGAAUGGGCUUUGGCAACAUGGGAGGACGUAUGGGAGGAGGAAUGGACAACUUUGGAGGAAUGAACAUGGAUCGCUUUGGUUCUUCAGGAAUGGGAAGAAUGAAUGGAAGCUCCCUGGGAAUGGACCGGAUGGGCUCUGGAAUGGAUCGCCUAGGAGCCAGCAUGGACCGCAUGGGAGGAAUGGAUCGGAUGGGAAUGGACAGGAUGGAUCGCGUGUCUGACCUGGAUAGGAUGGGUUCUGGUUUCGACCGAAUGGGCUCUGGGAUGGACCGGCUGGGGCCCAGCAUGGACAGGCUUGGUCCUGGUCUGGAUCGUAUGAGCUCAAGCAUGGACCGCCUCGGCCCAUCUGGAUUUGACCGCUUAGGCCCAUCUAGCUUGGAUCGCAUGGGUGGUGGUGGUGGUGGUGGGGGCGGCAGCGGUGGCAUGGACUUUGGCUCCCCAAUGGGUAUGGAUCGCAUGGGCAACACCGGGCUUGACAGAAUGGCGAGCAGCUUCGACCGCAUGGGCUCUGCUGGAGGAAUAGACCGUUUUCCAAAUUCUGGUGGCCUUGACCGCAUGAGCUCUGGCAUUGACCGAAUGGGAUCUGGAGGUGUUGGUGGUCAGUUUGACCGUUCUGGUGACUUGGAUCGUGGAUUUGGGGGCAAUUCCUUUGGAGGAGCUGGAGCUGGAGGCCCUGGUGCUGGAGGAAGCAAUGUCAGGAAGGGAUGCCAGAUCUUUGUCAGAAAUCUGCCAUUCGACUUCACCUGGAAGAUGCUGAAGGAUACCUUCAAUACAUGCGGCAUGGUCCAGUAUGCUGAUAUUAAGAUGGAGAACGGGAAGUCCAAGGGCUGUGGUGUGGUUCGCUUUGACAACCCCGAAACUGCUGAGCGCGCCUGCCGGACCAUGAACGGCUACCGGCUGAAUGGAAGAGAGAUUGAUGUUAGGAUCGAUAGGAAUGCAUAAUUUGUGUGUCUGUGUUACAUCUGACAUUUAAUUUAGUUCCUGAUGUCGAUCUGUAUCAUUUGAACUGCCCCUGUGUGCUCUGUUAGAUAUUUGUAACAAAAAUUUGAUUUUAGUUGAGCCCUUUUCAGACAUGGGAUGCAUCACAUUAAGUCACUGCAUUUUGUCAUUCAGAUGUAGGUCAGUUUUACUUUAAUGGUCCUCAGCUUCAGACUGGUGACCUCACCGCUGUAGCUGAGAGACCUUACUGUAGAUCAGAAAUGAAAUUGAGAAAGAUUAGUGUACAUGUUGCUCUUGUUUAGAGGGUUGUCUAGUGAGCUAAGGUGACAUGCACAGUAGUAAUUUGCCUGUAUCCAUUAGUAUAACUUAUGUAUUCACUUGUGGUGUUACCUUUUAAGUUUUGAGAAAUGUCAUUCAGACAGGAAACCAUCACAUUCAGAUUCUGUCUUAUCGUAUGUCAAACCAAGUGCAUGUCUGAAAGGGACUUUAGUAAUCUGUUAACAGUGCAAGUGUUUUUGCUUCAGUUUUACCUUUUUAGAGGUUGAUUUUUAAUUUCUUUUUCUGUCAUGCUCCACCUGUCAUUGCCUUUGUUCUGUAAGGUGUUUUGAUAAAAAAUAAACCUCAGUAUUUGAAAUG
This is a messenger RNA of Archocentrus centrarchus (flier cichlid), 2812 nucleotides long. It is a transcript of the gene hnrnpm, whose product is annotated as heterogeneous nuclear ribonucleoprotein M. Gene Ontology annotation, molecular function: mRNA binding. The coding region runs from base 167 to 2179 and encodes 670 amino acids. The transcript has 15 exons. The record is from RefSeq and is a predicted model, not a curated record. Gene Ontology annotation, cellular component: ribonucleoprotein complex; cytoplasm; nucleus. NCBI's taxonomy places the organism in Eukaryota, Metazoa, Chordata, Actinopteri, Cichliformes, Cichlidae.